Molecule: messenger RNA, 593 nt
Organism: Bombyx mori (domestic silkworm)
Lineage: Eukaryota; Metazoa; Arthropoda; Insecta; Lepidoptera; Bombycidae
Product: chorion class high-cysteine HCA protein 12-like
Exons: 2
Coding region: 35-424 (129 amino acids)
Source: RefSeq, a predicted model, not a curated record
GCAUUCAAGAUUAAGUGCCUGAAUAUCCAGCAUCAUGUUUACCUUCGCUCUUCUCCUUCUCUGCGUUCAGGGCUGCCUGAUCAAAAAUGCGUACGGUCAGUGCUGUGGCUGUGGAUGCGGUGGUGGUUGCGGUUGCGGUUGCUAUGGCGGCGAGGGCGACGGUAAUGUGAACGUCUGCGGUGAACUGCCCGUGUGUGGUGAAACCUGUGUCUGUGGUCGCGUGCCCAUCUGCGGUAGUGUUUGCUACGGGGGUCCUGCCUGUGCUAGUGGUUGUGUCUCUAUCUGCGGACGUUGCUGCGGAUGCGGGUGCGGCUGUGGAGGCUGCGGUGGAUGCGGAUGUGGCUGUGGAGGCUGCGGUGGAUGCGGAUGUGGCUGUGGAGGCUGCGGUGGAUGCGGAUGCGGACGUAGAUGUUGUUGCUGCUAAAAAACACACUGAGUUAUUUAUUAUUGAAAGAAUCAAUAAAAUCCAGAUUCAAUAAUAAUUCUGAUUGUGUUUUCAAUACCAUAAUUGUAUUUUGCUUAAGUUUGAAAACUAUCAUCUUUGUGUAAUAAAAAAGAUCUGAAUAGAAUUUUCAAUAAAAGAGAGUUCAUAA